This is a messenger RNA of Helianthus annuus (common sunflower), 1371 nucleotides long. RefSeq names its product factor of DNA methylation 2. The transcript is spliced from 3 exons. Gene Ontology annotation, biological process: gene silencing by siRNA-directed DNA methylation. The record is from RefSeq and is a predicted model, not a curated record. Bases 613 to 1167 code for a protein of 184 amino acids. Lineage: Eukaryota; Viridiplantae; Streptophyta; Magnoliopsida; Asterales; Asteraceae.
UGAGUAGAUGGAUAUCAGUUCUGGUGAAGAGUCCGAGUUUAGUGAUUCAGAGAUUACCGAAUACAAAGAUAAGCCAUACGAGCAACUGAGGAAUGGAACGCCCAAAGUUAAGUAUCCCGGUGGCAUUUUUAAGUACCCUUUUUGUGCUGGCAAGAAAAAACAGAAUUUCAAAUACAAAGACUUGCAUCAACACGCUUCUGGAGUAAGCAAAGGCUCUUCAAACAGAAGUGCAAAGCAAAAGGCGAACCAUCUUGCUCUAACAUUGUACUUAGAAAAUGAACUGGCAGAUGAGGCUGAAAAGCCGCUGUAAGUAGCAGCGCCAAUCACUGAAGAAAACGAAUUGUUUUGCUGGCCUUGGACUGGAAUUCUGGUCAACAUAGUCAAAGAAUCAGACGGUGCGAAUGAUUUUGAGAACACUGAAUAUUGGCUCAAGAGAUUCUCAAAAUACAAGCCUGAAGAGGUUGAGCUGUUAUGGGAUGCUGAAAAGAGAACCGCAAAAGCGUUUGUGACGUUCAACAACAGUUUGAUUGGUUUGAAAAAUGGUAUGGAGUUUGAGAAAGCUUUUGGAGCUGAAAAUCUGUCUGGUUCAAGAAGCACGCAAAGGUAGAGGAAAUGGGUGAUUUGGAGGAUAUGAUUCAAACUCUUGUGGUUAAGGAACGCGAAAGUAACGAUGAGUUGCAAGAAACACGCAAAGAGUUGAUUAAGGUGUUUAAGGGCAUGAAGGGUAUGUUUAGUGGACAUACUAAUAUAGGGGUGAAGAGAAUGGGAGAAAUCGAUUCGAAACCCUUCCUCGAUGCCUGCAAGGUGAAGUAUGGCUCUGAAGAAGCUCAAAUCAAGGCCUCUGAGUUAUGCUCUAUGUGGCAAGAGGAACUGAAAAAUCCAGCGUGGCAUCCGGUAAACGUUGCUGCCAUAGAUGGUGCACAUAAGGAAGUAAUUAAUGAAAAUGAUAAAAAGCUAAAAACUCUUAAGGCAGAAUGGGGUAUUGGAAUCUUUGAUGCAGUGGUUGCUGCAUUUAUGGAACUGAAUGAAUACAACCCCCGUGGUAGAUAUGAAGUUAACGAACUUUGGAACUUUAAAGACAAUAAAAAAGCUACGUUAAAGGAGGUUAUUAGCUAUAUCCUCAAGAAUUUGAAGAGCCUUAAGCGCAAAAGAGGCCACGAUAACUGAGCUGGCGGUUGCACAAUAGCAAUCAUAAAGUAGUAUAUCCCUCCUUUCCUUCUGAACUAGUUUUUGGGCCUUUGGGCAUCCAGCAAUCACUCUAUCAUGGCCACUUGUCUAAUCUGCCCAUUUUUGGCCCCUUAAUGGCAAUAGAACUUGCUUAAAAUGGCUGCUUUAUAUACUCUAAUAUAACCAAUAAUAGUAUAGGAAAGC